Messenger RNA from Phragmites australis (common reed), 2069 nucleotides. Its product is annotated as protein DJ-1 homolog A-like. NCBI's taxonomy places the organism in Eukaryota, Viridiplantae, Streptophyta, Magnoliopsida, Poales, Poaceae. Bases 241 to 1521 code for a protein of 426 amino acids. Gene Ontology annotation, cellular component: cytosol; nucleus. Gene Ontology annotation, biological process: guanine deglycation, glyoxal removal; protein deglycation, glyoxal removal. Gene Ontology annotation, molecular function: protein deglycase activity. The record is from RefSeq and is a predicted model, not a curated record. The transcript is spliced from 7 exons.
AACUUGUUGACACCCGGCGGGCGCACGCGCCGCCGCUACGCUGACUCACCUCGGCAACGAAGCAAACCCGCAGCCACGUACGUCGUCCUACGGCAACUACCAACUACUAGUGCCCUCUCUGGAAGGAAAGCCAAAGCGGCGGAACGCGAGAUUCCCACGCCCCUCUCCCAGUCUCCCACCAGACCACCACCUUUCCGGCGAGCAAGGCAAGAGUCCCGCCGCAAGAUUGCGCACUCCCGGAUGGCCGCCGCAGCUUCCUCGCUGGUGAGGUGUGCCGCCGCCGCCGCCUCGCGCCGCCUGCUCCUCGCCCGCGCCUUCGCCUCAGGCGGCGGCGAGACGGACAAGCGGGUUCUGGUGCCGGUCGCCGCCGGCACGGAGCCGAUUGAGGCGGCCGCCACCGCUGACGUCCUCAACCGCGCCGGCGCGCGGGUCACCGUCGCUACCACCGACCCAGUUAGGGACGAGGGCCUCGUCGUGGAGGCCGCCUAUGGGGUCAAGCUCGUCGCCGACGGCCGCAUCGCCGACUUAGCGGGCGAGGCCUUCGACCUAAUCGCCCUGCCGGGAGGAAUGCCGGGAUCAGUUAACCUUAGAGAUUGCAUAGUACUCGAGAAGAUGGUCAAGAACCACGCCGAGAAUGGGGGCCUCUACGGUGCCAUCUGCGCCGCGCCUGCGGUGACGCUGGCUUAUUGGGGCAUGCUCAAAGGCUUAAAGGCGACUUGUUAUCCAUCGUUCAUGGAGAAGUUCACUGCAGAGGUGAUCCCUGUGAACUCGAGGGUAGUGGUCGAUAGAAAUGCAGUGACCAGCCAGGGUCCGGGAACAGCAAUUGAGUUCGCUCUUUCUUUGGUGGAGCAACUGUAUGGCAAAGAGAAGAUGGAGGAGGUUGCUGGGCCUUUGUAUGUGCGCCCUCAACAUGGAGCUGAAUAUACCAUAGAAGAACUUAAUUCGGUUGAAUGGAAAUGCGGUGGCACACCUAAGGUUCUUGUGCCAGUUGCUAAUGGUUCGGAGGAAAUGGAAACUCUUAAUUUGAUAGAUGUCUUGCGUAGAGCAGGAGCAAAUGUUAUUGUUGCAUCAGUGGAGGAUAAGUUACAAAUUGUAACCCGUCGCCACAAGUUUAAUCUAAUAGCUGAUGUGAUGCUGGAUGAAGCCACUAAAAUGCAAUUUGAUUUGAUAGUCAUGCCGGGUGGUCUGCCAGGUGCCCAGAAGUUUUCUAGUACAAAGGAACUUGUUGAUUUACUCAAGAAACAGGCAGAAUCAAAUAAACCGUAUGGUGCAAUAUGUGCUUCUCCAGCUCAUGUCCUCGAGCCCCAUGGUUUAUUGAAGGGUAAGAAGGCAACAGCAUUCCCACCCAUGUCACACCUGCUCACAGAUCAGAGUGCAUGCGAGCAUAGGGUUGUCGUGGAUGGUAACCUUAUCACCAGUAGAGCCCCAGGGACUGCGACAGAGUUCGCCCUAGCUAUUGUUGAGAAGCUGUUUGGUCGAGAGAAAGCUGUUAGUAUAGCAAAAGAGCUGGUUUUUAUGUGAAAUUAUGCUGAUCUGUCGACGUGAGAAAAACAAUCAUGUGGAUAAACAUGUCAUAAACCUAUUAGUGAUAUUUCUGUUUAUAUUCCUGCACUGGUAGGAACUGCCUGAGCAUUUCGAUUCAAUGGUACUAUUAGAUCACACUGUAAACUGUGAGCCAGAAAGGCAGAAAUGUACGUCACGCAAUCAUAUGAGCUGAGGAGUCAUCAUUAUUGGAUUUGGCAAGGGCUAUUGCACUGUUCUUUUACUUCACAAAGGCAGAGGAUCCGAGUCGUUACAUAUGAGUGUUUGUUUUGUUUGCUCAAAGAAACACGAAGUGGAGCUGCGUGCCAUCCCAUGGCUCACCUGCUUUGAUGAGCAUGGAUCACAGCCUGAUCCAGGGACUGCAACGAGUUUUCACUAUCAAAUGCUGAGAAGCUGUUUGGGCGAGAGAAAGCACUCGGCAUUGCCAGUGAUCUGGUCUUCAUGUCACAGUAAACUGUAUGUGUAUGCUACUGAUUUCUUUUCUUUGUACAGACACUUUAUCCUUGCCAGUACAGCUCUUUUGUUUU